Molecule: messenger RNA, 761 nt
Organism: Culex pipiens pallens (northern house mosquito)
Lineage: Eukaryota; Metazoa; Arthropoda; Insecta; Diptera; Culicidae
Product: cuticle protein-like
Exons: 2
Coding region: 129-614 (161 amino acids)
Cellular component (GO): extracellular matrix
Source: RefSeq, a predicted model, not a curated record
GUUGAAGUGCCGUUAAUUAUAUCACUCGAUCGAGAGUCAUCAAACAUUCGACAGCAGCAACGGGCUCAGUGAAGCGUGUAGUGAAGUUUUUUGCGUGAUUUUACGUGAAAGUGAAACGUUCUGGAAUCAUGCUGAAAUUUGUCUGUGUCCUUGCCUGCGUGGCCGUGGCCGUUUCCGCCUACCGUGUCCACAUCCCCCAGCACCACGAGGAGCACCACCAGGAAGAGGAACAUCACCUGGCACCAGCGGAACAUCACAAGAUCGAACAUCACCACGAGCCAGAACAUAAGCAUCACCACGCGAUCGAGGUGCCGCACGAUUACUUUGCCCACGCCAAGUACAAGUUCGACUACGGUGUUCAGGACCCCCACACCGGGGACCACAAGAGCCACUGGGAGGAACGCGAUGGGGACGUCGUCAAGGGAGCGUACACGCUGUUCGACUCGGAUGGAAGCACCCGGAUUGUCGAGUACACCGCGGAUCCCGUGCACGGAUUCAAGGCGGUUGUGAAGAGGAUCCAGCACGAGCCGUUGAAGACGCACCACCAUGAGCACCAUGAGGAAGUGAAGCAACAUCAGCAGCAGCAUCAUCACUACGAGCAUGAUGAUGAGUAGCUCGGGUAGUUCCUAAUACAACGAAAGCUCUCAUGGGAAAACAAUCUCGCCACACAAGACUUGAAUAGACUGUAAGCAAUUGUUGUUAAGUUUAUAUGUUACGCUUUAUGCAGUGCAAUAAUAAUAAAUAUGUCGCUUAAAAUAUAA